AUGGCAUUGUAUUCUCGCUCCGCCUCCUUAAUGUUCUUCUCCCUGGUGGUGGCCACCGCCAUCGUCUCCGCUGCACAUGGUGGCCGGCAAGAACUAUUGCCAGGCGGCUGGAGCCCCAUUCCGAACUUGAACGACCCCAAGGUGGUGGAGAUUGCAAACUUCGCUAUAGACACCCACAACAAAGAGGCUACAACCACUUUGAAAUUAGAGAGCGUGGUCAAAGGAGAGAGUCAAAUCGUUGAAGGAAACCACCAAAACAUGGCCCUAAAUCUACGCUUCGUCUCCUUCACUCUCUUCUCUUUGGCGGUGGCCGCUGCCGCACUCGGCGGCCGGGAAUAUCCACUUGUCGGCGGCUGGAGCCCCAUUUCGGACCCUAAAGCCCCCCAGGUGGUGGAGAUCGCGAAGUUCGCCGUCGACCACCACAACAAAGAGGCUAAAGCCAAUCUGCAAUUCGAGAGCGUGAUCGAGGGGCAGAGUCAAGUCGUCGCCGGCAUGAAUUACAAGCUCGUGAUCGCCGCCAAGGACGGCGGCGCCGGUAAUAAGUACGAGGCUGUCGUUUGGGAUAAACCUUGGGAGAAAUUCAGACAGCUCACCUCCUUCAAACAGUUAUGAGUGCGCUUUGAUUCGCAGAUGUUAAUGUGAAGAUGUUCCGUGUCUGAAAUGUGAUCUUUUGUCCGAUGUUGUUUCCUGAUCUGAUCUGGUUAUGAAGGGCAAUAAAUCUUGUAAUUUUAUUAUGGAAAUAUAAAUCUAAUUUCUAGUUCCUUUUGUUGCCU
Messenger RNA from Ipomoea triloba (trilobed morning glory), 773 nucleotides. RefSeq names its product cysteine proteinase inhibitor 1-like. The transcript is spliced from 2 exons. Lineage: Eukaryota; Viridiplantae; Streptophyta; Magnoliopsida; Solanales; Convolvulaceae. The record is from RefSeq and is a predicted model, not a curated record. Gene Ontology annotation, molecular function: cysteine-type endopeptidase inhibitor activity. The coding region runs from base 1 to 612 and encodes 203 amino acids.